Molecule: messenger RNA, 7692 nt
Organism: Zootoca vivipara (common lizard)
Lineage: Eukaryota; Metazoa; Chordata; Lepidosauria; Squamata; Lacertidae
Gene: GGT7
Product: gamma-glutamyltransferase 7
Biological process (GO): glutathione catabolic process
Cellular component (GO): plasma membrane
Molecular function (GO): glutathione gamma-glutamate hydrolase
Source: RefSeq, a predicted model, not a curated record
UUGGCUCGGAGGCGGCGGCUGCCCGGCCCGGGAGGCGCAGGCAAGCAGGCAGGCAGCAUGGCGGCGGCAUCAGCAGCCUCCGCGUCUGCAGCGUCGUCUGCGGCUGGUGCCUCGGAGAAGGAGGCGAGUCAGCAGAGCAGCCUGGGCGCCUACUCGCCCGUCGACUACAUGAGCAUCACCAGCUUUCCCCGCUUGCCCGAGGAGGAGCCAGGCGGCGGCGGCGGCGCCCCCGAGAGCUGCCUGCGCUCCAGGAAGGAGGAAGACGCGUUCCUGGCCGAGCAGGACACGGAUCCAGAUUCCUUCUUAAAAUCAGCCCGCCUUCAGCGCCUGCCUUCAUCUUCAUCGGAAAUGGGCAGCCAGGAUGUUUCACCCCUCCGGGAGACCAGCAAGGACCCAUUCUCUGGGGACUGCAGCUGUCGCCAGGACGGUCUGACUGUGAUCAUCACCGCCUGCCUAACGUUUGCUACAGGAGUCACGGUGGCCUUAAUCAUGCAGAUCUACUUUGGAGACCCACAGAUAUUCCAUCAAGGUGCCGUAGUCACCGAUGCUGCUCGCUGCACAGCACUGGGGAUCGAGGUAUUGAACAAGCAAGGCUCCUCUGUGGAUGCAGCCAUCACCUCAGCCUUAUGCUCAGGAAUCAUCAACCCUCACACGGCCGGCAUUGGUGGCGGAGGAGUAAUGCUGGUCCAUGACAUCAGGAAGAAUGAGAGCCGGGUGAUUGAUUUCCGAGAGACGGCCCCUUUCAGCAUCCAAGAAGAGAGCCUUAGGAAGGCUUGGGAAACAAAGCCAGGUCUUCUGGUUGGUGUUCCAGGCAUGAUCAAAGGACUCCAUGAAGCACAUCAGUCUUAUGGGAGACUGCCAUGGAGACAGUUGUUGGGCCUUGCUGCAGAUGUGGCCCAGGAUGGAUUCAAUGUCACACAUGAUUUAGCAAUGGCUAUAAAAGAAAUGAAGGAAGAGCAAAACUACUCAGAUAAAUUCAGAGAGACCUUCCUUCCAGAUGGCCAGCCCUUGUUGCCUGGCACGUUUGUGAGAAGACCAGACCUGGCUGCUCUUCUUGACUUGCUUGGGUCGGCAGGGGUCUCAGCUUUCUACAGCGGAAAUGUAACACAAGAGAUUAUUUCAGAGGUCCUUAACUUUGGAGGCACCUUGUCUGAAGAAGACUUCAGUAACUACACUGUUUUGGUGGAAAAUCCAGUCCACACAGUAUAUCAAGGUCACCUUGUUCUCAGUCCAUCACCUCCACAUGUAGGUCCUGCCCUGAUCACAGCUCUGAACAUCCUUGAGGGUUUCAAUAUCACCAGUCAGGUAGCCAGAGAAAAUAUUCUUCACUGGAUAACAGAGACACUAAAAGUCGUAUUGGCACUAGCUAGCAGCUUGGGGGACCCUUUCUACGAUGUGUCCAUUUCUCACAGCGUAGAAGACAUGAUGAGUAAAUCCAAGGCAAAUUUUCUGCGUCAACAGAUUGACUCUCAGUCGUUCCCCUCUGAUCAUGGCAUCCCACAUUUCUCCAUGGAAAGUGGACCCUCUGCAAGUCAGGUCCUUGUCAUGGGACCUGAUGACUACAUUGUUGCAGUUGUAAGUUCCUUGAACCGGCCAUUUGGAAGUGGAAUAAUGACUUCUUCUGGAAUCCUUCUAAACAGUCAGAUGCUGGAUUUUUCUUGGAUGAAUGAAACAGAAGGCCAUUCAUCUUCUGGCUUGAGGAACUUUAUUCAGCCUGGGAAAAGGCCGCUGUCUUUCUUGCUACCCACUGUUGUCCGGCCAUCAGAAGGGAUGUGUGGGACUUACCUUUGUUUGGGAGCCAACGGUGGCGACAAAGCUUUGAGCAGCAUAACACAGGUUUUAGUAAACGUUUUGACCUACAACAAGAACCUGAGUGAGAGUCUUUCACUAGGCCGGCUUCAUCCUCAACUUCAGUCUAAUAUCCUGGAAGUUGACAGUGAGUUUCCUGAAGAAGAUAUCAAGUACUUCACAAGCAUUGGUCAGCCGGUGAGCAAAAUCGAGGUCCUUUCUCUUGUUCAUGGAGCCAGAAGAACCAACAAUUUCAUAAUUGGUGUGAAGGACCCAAGAAGUGUGGAUGCAGCUGGAGCCACAAUAUUAUAGCAACUCCCAGAUGGGUUUGUUCACGAAAUAAGGCUUUUUCCAAAACACAUUGUGCAUGUUCCCAAACAGUCCCUUUAUCGUUCCCCCUGAGGCGGAACAAACAGUGUUUGUUAUUGGUUUCUCCAUUGCUGAAUAGACCCCUCUGCACUUCUAUGCUAAAACCAAUGCAGCAAUGAAGGCUGACAAAGGCACAAUACAGACCUUAAGUCUUUUCUUGUUUUGUUUUGUUAUUAUGAACUUGAGUUAAAAGAAUCUCAGGCACUAUUAUAAUAUGAGCACAGGGAAUAGGUUUAAUUUCAGCAGCACCCUGUCAAUGGUUGAGUCCAGCCAUUUAAUGCACAGAGAGAUAUUUCUAAACUAAGCACUGGGAACAUUCAGGAAGCAAACCACUGGUUGUGUACAAAUGUACUGUUCUGAGAGCGUGGUGACAGGUUCCUUCCUCUGUAAAUACACAUACUUCUGUUUUGAGAUGAGUUUUUUUUUUAAAAAAAAAAGGCAAAGAAAGAAUCGCAGUUUCACAGGUUUGAGUCUGAAUGGGCUGAAUGAGAAAAAUCUUAUCUGUGGUGAGUGCUUAUUGGCUAAUAUAUGUGACAUCAUUAGCAACGUCUUCUCCAAUCUCUGGAACACUUCUGCAGUUUAAAAUAAUGUUUUCAGUCCCUCCCCCCCCCCCUGUAAGGAAAGGAUAAACACAGAGGUGUGUGUGUGUGUCUGUGUGUCUCUGUGUGUGUGUGUGUACAGGCUGAUUUUUUAAAAAAGUGGAAGGCUGCCUGACUCAUUAAAAAAAAGGGUAAACAAUGGCUGAUCCAGCAUUUCACCUCCCAAUACGUAUAUUUGUCAUGCAUGUUUCAGCUUCACUGUGUGCUAGGGCCACACAUACUGGUUUGAGUGCUCUUGAAAUGGUACCUUUGUACAGUGGUAACUUGGGUUAAGAACUUAAUUCGUUCUGGAGGUCCGUUCUUAACCUGAAACUGUUCUUAACCUGGGGUACUUUAGCUAAUGGGGCCUCUGCUGCCGCCACACAAUUUCUGUUCUCAUCCUGAAACAAAGUUCUUAACCCGAGGUAGGGUUAGUGGAGUCUGUAACCUGAAGUAUCUGUAAUCUGAAGUGUCUGUAACCUGAAGCGUCUGUAAUCCGAGGUACCACUGUAUUCACCUGAGAAGAUGAGGCAAAGAUAUUUCUGUAUCCAGUGCAUUUAUUUCUGAUACUGUACUAGUCAACUUUCUCGUUUCUGAAUGAUUCCUUCUCAAGUAGAUGAAUAGAGAAUAAGAACACUGAGUUAAGUUAGCCCCAGGCAUUCUCAGAUGUUCCCUGUGAGUCAAAUGAUUUGUACCAGCAUACAUGUUCUAAUAGGAUAUCGGCUCCUCUGCACAUAUUAAUGAAAGAUUCUUUCAUUCUGAUUUUGCCUCUCUGCCCCAACGGUGUCCUCUUGGUGGCAUCAGUGCUAUGGUAUCUUGCCAGUCACUUCAACAAGUUGUAGGUUCCCCCUAUUGUGUUUUGACACAAUACAUUUAUGUAGUUCAACUUUGGAUCUGGAUUAUAAUGCUACAUACAUUUAUACUGGGGGAAAGCUGAGCUUCAGUUUUCUCAUGCUACUGUCCAUAGUAGCUCUAUCAGCGUAAUAACAUUGCAAAUUUUAAUGCAGAAAGAACUCAGGCAGAUUCAGUGUAAUCUUCUACUGAAUAAUUUAACCGAAAUCAUGGCUUUCCAUAGUGCUGCAGUUCAACUUAUUGUUGCAUUUAUUGGGCAAAACCAUGGCAAUCAAGGCCCAACAUAACCAAAAUAAACAAAGGGGCAAUCCCUUCUCACCUAAAUGUUAUGUUAACUGCAAUUUUCAAAUCAUUAACUUUGAAAAACAAUUGGCAAAACAUGGGGGUGAGGAGACCCGCCUGCCCCCCAAGCAGAAGAUUUAGGCUCAUAUGCAUUCAUAUUCACUGUCUCUGCCUUGGCCCAGUGUACUAGUUUCUUUCUUAAUCUAUGCUGAAAAGACAGAUAAUAAAACUAGAUCAAGACAUUGCAUAUUACUCAGCCCCCCCCCCCAUUGUCGUUCUCAAAUGUAAACUAAGAACAAAAAUAUUAAGACAGUUCAUAUUAAUGCAUUUUAAGGCUUGGCUGUAAAUACUAACGGGGCAGGAAAAAUAUUUUAAGUUCUAAUCUUAUGGAUUUGUAGCUGACUUCUUGCCAAGUUUAUCUCACUUCCCUUUAUAAAUUCGAAGUGGAGUUUUUUGUAAACAGAUAUGACCCAGCUGCUCAGGUCUUGCAAAGUUUACCCUGUUCAUCUGAAUUGCCAACAACAUAGCCUACAAAGUGCUAAAGAGAUACAAAGAAAGUGUUUCACUGAAAUACAAUAGAAUCUAGGACAAAAACAAAGUUCUGGGCAAUAAAAAGGUACACCAUCAAUAGUAAUGUAGUUUAUGCAUAACACUGAAAGUCUCCUACCCAAGUGAUUUUGUUGGUGUCAAGGAAGAUGUACCCAAAGUUACUUUUACACAUCCUCCAAUCAGUCUGUCUUAGGCUGAUUUGUGAAGCAGAACAACUGCUGCUUAUUAAAACUAGAGGCAAAUACACAAACAGACAUGGGCAACUGUUCCAGAUUAUUUCUAGACAUGGGUGCCGACACACUCAGUUUAUUAUGUCAGAAAUCAAUCUAGAGGACCUACAUCGGGAGCACUUUGAGACAUGUAAAAAUAUUUCAGUUCUCUGUGUAGAUGAUAGUGGGCACAUCAGAACAACUCUCUUGAUGUGAAAUAGACAGUCAGUGAACGCAUGGAGGCAGGGCGCAUGCCACAGCAGCGCAUUCUGCCCUCAGCUUCCACAUCUUCAGUGGAAGGUAUGCGCAGGGAACCCUACAUGUUGGGAGCUGUAUUGGUGUGGGUUUUAUCUGCCUGAUGUGGGAGCCUGGAUCCCUGAGUGUGCUGACAGAGCCAAUGUGUGUACAGCUGCAGGCACAGCUUCAGCUAAAAAAUGUGCACUGGUGGAGUGAACGGAGUAAAUGAUCCCACCCACCGCCAUGUAUUCACUGAUUGCAUGAAAGCCUCUUCUGAAUGUGAAAGCAAAUUCACAGUUCUACACCAUAUAAAUCACAGAGAAAACUCUGGCUCCAUUAAUAAAUAAAAAUUAUAUCUGCGUACGGAAUCCUUCCAUUAAGCUUUUGAACAACCUCCCUCCCUGACAAAAUGUAAUUUCACAGCACUUGACAUAUUAAAUGCACACCCACAAAAAUAUCUCCCCUAUACUGAUUUCACAUUAAACCAGUGCAUAAUUUUUAUUGCUUUCCUCCAUCACAUUAUUGUACCUAUGGCUACUGUACAUAUUCUGUAUGUAUAUCGGCUAAUAGCUAUGCUGGUGCUCCAGAUCUUAUAUCCCAUGAACUGGAAUUGAAUGAAUACUGUCUUGUUCAUGUGCACAUUUACAUGACAGAAAACCAACUUAAUACGAAGAAUGGCUCCUCCUAAUGUUGGAGGUAUAAAUGAACAAACAGACUGCAGAAGCCAUCACUGCUCCUGCUUUAUGCUUGAAUGUUAACUAUCCUUUGAUGACCUCAAUGUAGUUUACAAUCAUUCACUAGUUAAGGGCUCAUUCAGUUGUUCUGUUAUAAGUCGCUAAAUGGCCUACAUGAGAUUUUUGAAUGUUUGUAUGACAACAUCAACCAAGCUGCAAGCAGUGGUGUAGUGUGGGUUGCCAGCUUCCGGGGCAAGGCAAGUAUUGUGCCCUCUCCUCAGAAAACAAACAAACCCGGAACACAUAAACGCAUACCCCACGUGAAGUUCUGGAGUUGCGGUGCUUCCCCGGCAAAAGCGCAUGCAGCCUUUUCUAGCCAUAGUGCAGAGGGAUGGCUGGAGGGUGCUGGAAAAGGAGGGGUUGGGGACAAGCGGUGACCUGCCUCCACAAGAGGGCGCAGGAAGAGGAGAAAAUGAGGGGAUUCCUUCCACACCACCUUAAACACCAUGCAGGCACUGCAAUUCAGUGGCUUCAAGGCCUCAGACAAGUGAGGAGCAGAAAUUUUGCAGCCCUAAGAAUUUUGCACAUGGGCAAUAGCCCCUGUGGCACCCCCACCCACGCUACGCCACUGGCUGCAUGUGCCAACAUAUGCUUACAGUCUGCCUUAUGUAUGUAUCAAAGUCCAGGGCCAGUCCAUGAAUGAGGCAGGGUGAUGUGACUGCCCAAGGCUGCAGGAUUCACAGCAGCAGCAGAUCCCAAUGUCAGUCUCCCCCUUCACCUUGUUCCUGAUGUAGAACUUUCCUCACCCCUUCUUCCCUGGUGGGGAGGGCAGGUCUGCCAUAUUGGGGUCCUCUUCGGGUGCUAGGAUAGAGCGAUUGAGAUGAAGCAGUGGGGCUGUACAGAGUGAGACUCAGUCUGGGACAUAGAUAAUGGAGUCUUCACCCUGCUUCUGUUCCUGAGUGUCAUUCACUUUUCUUCAGGGAAAGGGUAGGGCUCCAUCUGGGGACAGCUGUCUGGUGAGGGCAAAACUGAACACCCUGACACUGCAUGGCCAAGCCUCCAUCAUCAGGAGCAAGGUUUAGUGCACCUUAGUGCAUAGAGUAUACAGAAACUGAUUUUGUACAGAUUUUGAGAGAUCCCUGAUAUAAGGGAUCCUUCCUCCAUAUACACUUGCCUGUCUUAAUGACCAAAAAAUUAGAAACUUGUUCAUGAAUACAAAGCCAUAGAAGAUUACUAGUCAGAAGUUUUACAAUGGAUCCCUUAGAGCUAUUUCCACAUACAGUAUACGUGUUAACACUUGUGUGGAUUUCUGCAGCAAGGGAAGAUAAGAUGAACUGAAGGGAUAUAUCCAUAUUUUUGCUCUGAGGAGGCAACAGAGUGCACAUGUACACACUGACACUCACACACACACACCCUGACACACGCACACAGAUUUACCAUGCCACUACAUAGGUUCAGAAAGUGGGAUGAGCUGUGCUUGCAAAGGAGCAAUCAUAGCCUUAGAAUGCAUUUCAAUUCUUUCUUAACAAGCACACUUUGCAUUCAGCACUAAAUUUGGUACCAAAUGCAAGCUGAGCUGCUUUCUGCUGGGGUUGGAUCUACCUGACAUCCUAUGACACCAGGUUGGUAUCUCUGUCCAACUAGCCCACCUACUGCAGGAGGGCACUAAAGAACUGGCCUCUCCUUUUCUAAUCUGUGACUGACUGCAUAUUGUUUUAGUGUCUUAUCUUCUAAGCAAAUUGUACAGUAGUGUGAAGUGUUCGAUUGAUCAACAUAUGAAUUGUAAAGAGCAAAAUACUCAGUGGACUCCCCCACCUAUCUUCUAGGCACUGAGUAAAAUGUCUGAAGCGCCACCUAAACUUACUUUGCUGCUGGGAACCAAAAUGCUUAAAGUUUAAUUUUACCAGAAGGUAAAUUGCAAGAAGAGGGAUUUUUAAAAAAACACAAUGUAAACUUUGAAAAACAGAGUUCAUGAAUACAAAUUGUAAAGUUGACAUGUUUACUGUAUAGCAUUGUUUUUAUUUGGAAACAAGUAACACAAAAUGCAUUGUUAUCACAACUGUGACUUUGGUUGUACAGACAAGAAAAUGUUCAUGCAUUUUCCCACCAAUAACAAAAAGGCAGAAAUAAAAACACUUUUCUUUUUGUAUUAUA